Messenger RNA from Dunckerocampus dactyliophorus (ringed pipefish), 909 nucleotides. It is a transcript of the gene rsl24d1, whose product is annotated as ribosomal L24 domain containing 1. Gene Ontology annotation, cellular component: nucleolus. Gene Ontology annotation, biological process: ribosomal large subunit biogenesis. The coding region runs from base 70 to 564 and encodes 164 amino acids. Lineage: Eukaryota; Metazoa; Chordata; Actinopteri; Syngnathiformes; Syngnathidae. The transcript is spliced from 6 exons. The record is from RefSeq and is a predicted model, not a curated record.
GAAGAAAAAGUAGAAGGAAGCGGUCGGUCUUGUUGUCAGCUUUAAGGACGCAGCACUCGUGCUGUGAAAAUGCGUAUCGAGAAAUGUUAUUUUUGCUCGGGUCCAGUGUACCCAGGACAUGGAGUUAUGUUUGUGCGGAAUGAUUGCAAGACAUUCAGAUUCUGCAAAUCAAAAUGUCAUAAGAAUUUCAAGAAGAAGCGCAACCCCAGAAAGACCAGAUGGACCAAAGCAUUCAGAAAGGCAACUGGAAAAGAAUUGACUGUGGAUAAUGCUUUGGAGUUUGAGAAACGCAGAAACAUGCCUGUUAAAUACGACAGAGAGAUAUGGGACAAGACAGUGGGUGCAAUGAAGAGGGUGGAAGAAAUCAAACGGAAACGGCAGGCAAGAUUUAUCAUGAACAGAUUAAAGAAGGGCAAAGAAUUGGAGAAGGAAGAGGCCAUCAAGGAAGUGAAGAAGAAUAUUCACCUUAUCAAGGCCCCACAUGCAGGAAAAGCCACGAAACUGGAAGAGAAAAUGUUGCAGAAAUUACAAGAGGACGUGGACAUGGCGGGUGAAGAUAAUUAAUUUUUUUGUGAAGACAACUUCGUGUGGCUUGUAGUGGACUCUCCAUUUGUUCGGGAACCAACAAAUAUAAUUGUGUUUUGGCAAACUGCAGAGCAUUCGGUUUUAAGUGAUAUAUAGCAGUUUAAAACUCUCUGCAGGCUUUUGUGUGCGCUUUCCACAAAUACUGUGUCGUUUUACAUACCACAUGUACAGGAAUGACAUUAAUGCAGAAAAGGCCUCCAAAUAAAUGUUUUUUGUUAUCACAAGUAUUGUUUCGCUAGCUUUUAUGUAUUCUUCGUGUUAUUCCUGACAUGAUUUGUGUAUUGCCAAGUAGCCACAUAUAUUUGAUUAAAAACUUCAGUAUGA